AGCAAGAAAGCUGAACUACGAUUGCAAUAUGAACCGAGAGAUGACCCAGAUAAUACUUUUGGCAUAUUUUGUAAGAAUGAUCUCCUACGAGCGGAAUGCAGAGUUGAUUCUCAAGUGGGUGGCACCAUGCUAUCUGAACCUGUUAUGGUUGUUGAUAAUGGUGAUUCUUCUCCUCUUGUUAAUGAUGUUGCAUCAAAAGAGCAGAUAAUUGCUAAGAAUAAUCAUAGUAAUGAUACGGAAUCAAAGGAAGACAAGACAUCUGAAUCAUUACAAACAAAAAUUGUGGACCAGGGUGAUGACUUAUCAGAGACUUCCAUGGUGGAAUCUAUAUCUGGAAUGUACAUAUCUCCUGACGAUGUUGUUGGGAUAAUAGGUCAAAAACAUUUCUGGAAUGCCAGAAGAGCUAUUGCCAACCAGCAAAGAGCAUUUGCGGUUCAAGUUUUUGAGUUGCAUCGUCUAAUAAAGGUCCAGAGACUAAUAGCUGGUUCACAAAGCAUGCUUGAAGAUGGUGCUGAUUUAAGCAAAGCUGUAAAGGAUUCAUCUGCUAAAAGACUUCCAUUGGAGUAUAUCGUCGGAGAUGGUCACAAGAGGAAGAAUUUUGAGAAGCCAAACACUAGGGUGGAAUGUUCUGCUGAAAAUACAGUAGGCAAACCUGUGAAGGAUUCAUCUGCUAAAAGACUUCCGCUGGAGUAUAUUGUCAGAGAUGGUCACAAUGUUUCGAAGCAAAGGAAGGAUUUGGAGAGGCCUAACAUUAGUAUGGAAUGUUCGGCUGAAAACACGGUGGGAAAGGCAUCCUUCUCUUCUGUGCAAAAUAAUAGCCAGCCUUCUAGCUACAGUCUGUUUUCAGGUCACCCAAUAACAAAUGACUCCACUAUGGGUCCUUGGAGCUUCAAUCAACCCUCAGGGUACCAAUGGUUGAUCCCAGUCAUGACUCCCUCCGAAGGACUAGUAUACAAGCCAUAUCCUAGAUCCGGAGUCACGAGUUCAAUCUGUGGAGGUUAUGGACCCCCAGGAUCGACUCCGAUAAUAGGAAACCGUUCAGCUCCAUCUUAUGGAAUUCCAGCUUCUCAUCAUCAGUAUCCCAGAUGUGAAGUCUCAUUCCUCUAGAGAUGCUGAGAUGCAGGCCAGCACUGCAAGCAGUCCAAGUGGAACAGCUAACAAAAUAAUUGUGGAUAACGCCACAGAGCAAAGAAAUGUUCCUAGUCGUCAUGCUAGAGUCAUCAAAGUCGUACCUCGUAAUGUAAGGUCUGCCACAGAAUCCGCUGCUCGGAUUUUUCAGUCUAUUCAAGAAGAGAGAAAACAAUACGACUCUGGUGUCAAUCAUCUAUAGACAAUAGUUAUCGAGUAAUUAAUGUGACCAUUAGUUCAUUAUGAUGUGUUUAUGAUUAAUUUCUUGUAACCUUUUGGAUAACAAUAUUGUAACUGGAACUUAUUGUGUGAGCCAUUUUGUAAAUAACAUACUUAUAAUUAUAUCA
Solanum dulcamara is the source of this 1475-nucleotide messenger RNA. RefSeq names its product protein EARLY FLOWERING 3-like. The record is from RefSeq and is a predicted model, not a curated record. The transcript has 3 exons. The annotation marks the transcript as partial. Gene Ontology annotation, biological process: regulation of photoperiodism, flowering. NCBI's taxonomy places the organism in Eukaryota, Viridiplantae, Streptophyta, Magnoliopsida, Solanales, Solanaceae.